This is a messenger RNA of Maylandia zebra (zebra mbuna), 1305 nucleotides long. The record is from RefSeq and is a predicted model, not a curated record. NCBI's taxonomy places the organism in Eukaryota, Metazoa, Chordata, Actinopteri, Cichliformes, Cichlidae.
CCUACUUUUUCACCAAGGGAAAGACACUGAGGCACAAAACCACCAAACGUUUGUCCAAAAGUGGGCUGAGAGGAUGCGAGUCGCUUACCAAAUAGCUGCAAAUAACAGCCGACAGUCCUCAGCCAAAAGCAAAAAGCAGUACGACAGACAUGUAAGAGGUAUUACUCUCCAGCCAGGUGACAGAGUACUGGUGAAAAAUUUGUCAGAGAGAGGAGGGCCAGGAAAACUGCGCGCCUAUUGGGAGAAGGUAGUACAUCGCGUGGUGGAGAGAUUGGGAGAUGGACCCGUCUAUAAGGUACAGCCAGAGAGAGGUAGUAAAGCCAUGCGGGUUCUUCAUAGAAACCUCCUACUACCAGUAAACGACUUACCUUUCGAGGAAGAACUUCCUGUGGAAGAAAAGACAAAAGCAAAAAGGCAAAGACAACCUGAAAGAGAUGUCAACGAAACGGCGACCAGUAGCUCGGAUGAGGAAGAUAGUUAUACCUACCACCAUGACCUCCGGAGGAAGAUUCCAUGCUACAGACUCGUGAACCCUCAACAACAAGGACCUGCUAUUCAACAGGAGCACCCUCAGCAACAGGAAACUGUCAUUCCAAAGCAGGAUUCUCAAAGUCAGCCCAAGCUACGGGCAGCAGCAAGAGAGUUCUGUCCUCUUGACAGGCCAGAAUAUGGGGGAGAACAAGAUGUUGUGGAGGCCGAGGAGUUAGCAGAAAAAGACAUGGAGGAAAUGGAUGGAGAAAAUAGAGAAAAUGACUUUGUAAGGAGAUCACAGAGGAGGGGGAGACCAGCAGAAAGACUCACGUACAAUGCACUGGGUCAGCCAUCAUACUGUCACUGGAGGGCAGAUAUGAACACCCUUUCAGCUAGCCAACCCUGGAUGUGGACACACAGCGUCCCAUCAUUCUUUCACCCCAUCUAUUCUCAGCCGUACUACCACAAUGACUGCACACUCAUACACUAAUGGGUCCACACAUGAAGAAACAAAUGUCAGGAGACAUUCUUUUAAGUGGGGGAGAGUGUAGAGAGUUGAAAAUAGCUUUCUAGUAAAAUCUAGUAUCAGAAUUAAACUGGGGAAAACAGCCCAGUUGUUGUUGUGUUUUGUUGUGAUUGUAUCUUUGUACCUGUCAUUUAAGAUGCUAUCCUACAUCCAGCCGCUAGAGGGCGCAUUACGCGCAGUGGUAUCGAGUAGCGUUUUGGGGCACAGAGGAAGAAUAAACCUUCCUGUUGUGAAACUGGCAUCAGCUCAACGUGUGUCCCUUUUUCUAUUCUUUAUCACAGCGCCACACGUUGUUGAACAGGAAACCA